Molecule: messenger RNA, 1708 nt
Organism: Aquila chrysaetos chrysaetos
Lineage: Eukaryota; Metazoa; Chordata; Aves; Accipitriformes; Accipitridae
Gene: PPIL4
Product: peptidylprolyl isomerase like 4
Exons: 13
Coding region: 64-1506 (480 amino acids)
Biological process (GO): protein peptidyl-prolyl isomerization
Cellular component (GO): nucleus
Molecular function (GO): peptidyl-prolyl cis-trans isomerase activity; RNA binding
Source: RefSeq, a predicted model, not a curated record
GGCCCAGCGCCGGCGGGCCGCGCCGCGCCGCCCCGCUCCGCCCUGGGGAGGCGGGCGGCGACCAUGGCCGUCCUGCUGGAGACCACGCUGGGCGACCUGGUGAUCGACCUGUACACGGAGGAGCGGCCCCGCGCUUGUCUGAAUUUUCUGAAGCUCUGCAAAGUCAAGUACUACAACUACUGUCUUAUUUAUAAUGUACAGAGGGAUUUUAUUAUACAAACCGGCGACCCCAUGGGAACUGGCCGUGGAGGGGAAUCCAUAUUUUGUCAACUGUACGGUGAUCAAGCUAGAUUCUUUGAGGCAGAAAAAGUGCCAAGAAUUAAGCACAAGAAGAAGGGAACCGUGUCAAUGGUGAACAAUGGCAAUGAUCAGCAUGGAUCACAGUUUCUUAUUACUACAGGGGAAAACCUGGAUUACCUUGAUGGUGUGCAUACAGUAUUCGGAGAAGUGACAGAAGGCAUGGAUGUAUUGAAGACAAUUAAUGAAACCUUCGUAGAUAAGGAUUUUAUCCCGUAUCAAGAUAUCAGGAUAAAUCAUACAGUAAUUUUAGAUGAUCCAUUUGAAGAUCCACCUGGCUUGUCUAUUCCUGAUCGCUCACCAGAACCUACUAAGGAACAGCUAGAUAGUGGCAGAAUAGGAGCAGAUGAAGAAAUUGAUGACUUGAAAGGACGGUCUGCAGAUGAAAUAGAAGAAGUUCAGGCAGAAAAAGAAGCAAAAACUCGUGCCAUUCUUCUGGAAAUGGUGGGAGACUUACCAGAUGCAGAGGUCAAGCCACCAGAAAAUGUGCUGUUUGUUUGUAAACUGAAUCCUGUGACCACAGAUGAAGACCUAGAGAUAAUAUUUUCACGAUUUGGUCCCAUUAAAAGCUGUGAAGUGAUUCGGGACUGGAAGACUGGUGAAUCUCUUUGUUAUGCUUUCAUUGAGUUUGAAAAGGAGGAAGACUGUGAGAAAGCCUACUUCAAAAUGGACAAUGUGCUGAUAGAUGACAGACGGAUACAUGUGGAUUUUAGCCAGUCUGUUGCAAAGAUUAAGUGGAAGGGAAAAGGUGGGCGGUAUACCAAGGACGAUUUCAAAGAGUACGAAAAGGAACGUGAAAAACCUUCAAAACUUUCUCUGAAAGAGAAGGUAAAACCAAAGCAGGAUGCCAAGUAUGAUCUUGUGCUGGAUGAGGAUAUAGAAGAGUCUCAAACAAGUCAGUCGCACUUGGCUAAAAAACAAAAGAAGAAAAAGCACCACCACUCUGAAGAUGAAGAGGAUGACAAGAGGACCAAAACAUCUAAGGAUUCUGAUCGAAAACAUGAAGGAGAACGCUGUAGAGAGAAGAUAAAGAGUGAGAAGAAAGACAGGCAUCGGAGUCGCAGCCGAUCUCAAGAGAGAGACUACACUUACAGCAAACAAAAAGACAAAUACAAAGAGGACUUCCGAAUAAGAGACUGGGAUAAAAAAGCAGACAGAAGCAGAAGUCCUAAGAAAUCAAAAGACAAAGAGAGGUCCAAGUACAGAUGAAGGACGAGAAAAAGAGAGGGGAACUAAAAUACGUUUCCUUCCAGCAUUUCUAACAUUCUCUUAAAUGGACGUGCAGUUACUGGACAAAAGCAGUUGCCUUCUGUUGUCAGCUUGGCCUUAUAAUUCUGUGAAUGCCCAGUGUAUGACUGUCGGAGUAAGCCUUGAUUCCAAAAAGGUGGUUUCAAUAAAGUAUUUCACGUUA